Messenger RNA from Erinaceus europaeus (western European hedgehog), 1028 nucleotides. RefSeq names its product anti-silencing function 1A histone chaperone (gene ASF1A). Gene Ontology annotation, molecular function: histone binding. Gene Ontology annotation, cellular component: nucleus. Gene Ontology annotation, biological process: DNA replication-dependent chromatin assembly. The record is from RefSeq and is a predicted model, not a curated record. NCBI's taxonomy places the organism in Eukaryota, Metazoa, Chordata, Mammalia, Eulipotyphla, Erinaceidae. Bases 228 to 842 code for a protein of 204 amino acids. The transcript has 4 exons.
GCAGAAUGGGCUGUAGUUUAGUGAAAUAGGAAAGCUGCAAAAAACACUGGAGUGUUCCCGUGUAAAUAAAAAAAAAAAAAAAGUUUCUCAAGUCGCCGCUGCACGACGUCGGGCCAGCGCCGGGGCAGGGGUCUGCGCUUUCCCGAGCGGCCGCGCGCUGGACUUUAUUGUGCCGCAACCAGCCCCCUCCCCGGUUCCCAUUGUGUGUGUGUGUGUGUUUUCAAAAUAUGGCAAAGGUUCAGGUGAACAAUGUAGUCGUGCUGGAUAACCCAUCUCCUUUCUACAACCCGUUCCAGUUCGAGAUCACCUUCGAGUGCAUCGAGGACCUGUCUGAAGACUUGGAAUGGAAAAUUAUCUAUGUGGGCUCUGCAGAAAGUGAAGAAUAUGAUCAAGUUUUAGACUCUGUUUUAGUGGGUCCUGUUCCUGCAGGAAGGCAUAUGUUUGUAUUUCAGGCUGAUGCACCUAAUCCAGGACUCAUUCCAGAUGCAGAUGCAGUCGGUGUAACAGUUGUGCUGAUUACAUGCACCUACCGAGGUCAAGAAUUCAUUAGAGUUGGCUAUUAUGUAAAUAAUGAAUAUACGGAGACAGAAUUAAGGGAAAAUCCACCAGUAAAACCAGACUUCUCUAAGCUUCAAAGGAACAUUUUGGCAUCUAAUCCAAGAGUCACAAGAUUUCACAUUAAUUGGGAAGAUAACACAGAAAAACUGGAAGAUGCAGAGAGUAGUAAUCCAAAUCUACAAUCAAUUCUUUCAACAGAUGCAUUACCUUCAGCAUCAAAGGGAUGGUCCACAUCAGAAAACUCACUAAAUGUCAUGUUAGAAUCCCAUAUGGACUGCAUGUGACCACCUGCCAUCCCUUUAGUACAAAUUAAUCUAUAAAAAUAUACAGAACUAUUUCCCUGAAAUUCCGUAAGUACAUAGUCAAGACACAAUGUGAAGAAUUUGUUUUAAAAACAUCCUGUAGAAAGUUUAUAAGAAAACCAGUAUUUGAGCAAAUUGUGGACUAUAAAUACAACUAUUUUUAAGUAA